Molecule: messenger RNA, 1671 nt
Organism: Syngnathus typhle (broad-nosed pipefish)
Lineage: Eukaryota; Metazoa; Chordata; Actinopteri; Syngnathiformes; Syngnathidae
Gene: glcci1a
Product: glucocorticoid induced 1a
Exons: 5
Coding region: 353-1090 (245 amino acids)
Biological process (GO): podocyte development
Cellular component (GO): cytoplasm
Source: RefSeq, a predicted model, not a curated record
CCGCGGUCUAGUUACAGGCUCAGGCAGAGCAGCGCAGCCGUGGGGCCAUAGGAGCGAGCGAGCGAGCGUUUGUAUGCGUGGAAAGCAGCCAGCCAGCCAGCCAGCCAGCCAGCCAGCGAAACAGCCAGCCAGCCAGCCAGCCAGCCAGCCAGCCAACGAGCGCACCCCAACUAACUGUCUCCUGCUCUGCUCUGUUCUUCCCGGGCGGUUAGCUGGAAACAAGGACGCUGGAGUGACCUGGUCCCGUCCCGUCCCGCCAGCCCGGGUGCAGGCAGGUCGGAUAUCUAUCCGGCUGCUUGCUUGUUUCAUUGGCAUUGUCGGAGCGCGAAGGUAAGCAAGUACCUCAGUGUCCAUGUCCAAGUCAGCCCAGAUGCCACUGUCCAACAACAUAACGGUGUCAAAGCCCUCAAUCUCUCGGGUGCCCAGCAGCAUGGAGGGCAUCAAUCAUGAGCUGGAGAAGGUCUUUAUCAAAGACAACGGAGAGAAGGAAGAGUUGAAGUCUCUGGAGGUGCCCGAUGGCCGUCGAGCGCCCUUUCCUCCGCAGCAGCGCAGCGGCUCCGGAGGCACCGACAUCCAAAUUCCAUCAGGCCCCGGACGGUCCAGCAGUUGCUCCAGCCUCUCGCCCUGCCCCUCACCCGCCGCCUGUCCGUCGGGAUCACACGACAGCAGUCCCUUUUCCACCGAGGAUUUACUCGAUGAUCCCGAUAAAGACAGCGAAAGUAGCUCGCCCCUCCCCAAAUUUGCAUCUUCCCCCAAACCCAACAACACCUACAUGUUCAAGCGAGAGCCGCCCGAAGGUUGCGAAAAGAUUAAAGCCUUUGAGGAGAUGAGCUCGAGGCAGUCGGCGUCGGCCGCCCUCUUUUCCUGUCCGGACAAAAACAAAGUCAACUUCAUUCCAACUGGCUCGGCAUUCUGCCCCGUCAAACUCCCGCCGGUCCAGUCUCAAGAGAAGGAGGAGGACGACGACCACGACGGGACAGAGACGGCGACGACGCACGAGGCUCGAGCCUCCCCGGCUGCAAAUGAUCCUCCCGGCCCAGCCGGCGCCUCAGCGGAGCUGCCGCAGACAGACAGUCGAGCCCUCAGCUAGUAGCGAGCAGAGCUGGUCUCUAGCUCCAGGUUUGACCUUUGUGACUGACUCUCCCAAAACACCUUCUCCUGCCAUGCCACAAGAGCCUUGGUAUCUGUGUGCUGACCCCUGCGAGCCCUCUCUCUCUCUCUCUUUGUCUCUCUCGCUCUCUCUGCAUGAUGUAGAAACUGUCUCCACCACCGCCACCACCGCCACCACCACCACCACCACCACCACCAAGAACCACUUUGCCACCAAUAUUCUGUCCUGUAUUAUUCUGUCCAUGGUUGUGGCCAGGAAAAGAAGAAGUUGUAUUGUGCAGGAACCAUAGGGAUCAAAGUGGAAGGGAUGUGUAUUUUAAAAUGAUAGUAUAUUUCUUAUGAUUAAAUGAUGUAUUGUGUUCUGUUUGAAACAUUUUCAGAAAGAAUAAGCUCUUUAAAUGGAACGUGUGUGUGUGACUCUCGGGCACAAAAACGACGGGUAGUCGCACUGGCGUGCUAUAUGACCUAGAGCCCAUGAAGCACUGACUGUGAAAAUGAUCGCUUGGCACAUUUGUGAUUGAAACACCAGAGAAAUAAGUAAAGAUCACUUCCCAGCUAGAA